This is a messenger RNA of Oncorhynchus gorbuscha (pink salmon), 1807 nucleotides long. RefSeq names its product heterogeneous nuclear ribonucleoprotein C-like. The record is from RefSeq and is a predicted model, not a curated record. Lineage: Eukaryota; Metazoa; Chordata; Actinopteri; Salmoniformes; Salmonidae. The transcript has 10 exons. The coding region runs from base 391 to 1302 and encodes 303 amino acids. Gene Ontology annotation, cellular component: nucleus. Gene Ontology annotation, molecular function: RNA binding.
GGCUACCUCCCCUUUGUUGGGUGCUGCGCCAUUUCGUGCAGGGUUGAAAACAGCUUAUUUUAGCCGCAAGAAGAAGACCGUAGAACUAGCACUAAUGACUGAUUUAGCUGAAAUAUAAGCCAUUUAAAUAUUUAAGCUCCCGUUGAGUUCUAUAAAAUGAGUCGGGACAUUCAACUCUGCAGUGCACAGCUCCCGCCUCCCACACACUACCUCAUGCGGUGCUGCUGUUGGCCCAUAAGCAGCUAUAAGUCGUGGGGUGAAGUUCUGCAUUCUGAGGGUGCUGCUGGAGUUGUAGUUUUUGCUGAGAGCACCCAAGACACCCGCCCGCACACACUGGCCUUGCCCUCAGUGUCAAAGAACUGACAGACGACCGCCGUGCACAAAGACGCUAUGGAUCGGUCCCCCACCACCAGUGCCCUGAUGGCCAGCAACGUGACCAACAAGACAGACCCUCGCUCGCUCAACUCCCGGGUCUUCAUCGGAAACCUCAACACGCUACUGGUCACCAAGACUGACGUGGAGGCCAUCUUCAGCAAGUAUGGCAAGAUCGUGGGCUGUUCUGUGCACAAGGGCUUUGCCUUCGUCCAGUUCGUCAACGAGAGAUGCGCCCGGGCUGCCGUAGGGGGUGAGGACGGACGCAUGAUCGUGGGACAGGUGCUGGACAUUAACUUGGCCGGAGAACCCAAACCCCACAGGUCAAAGACCACAAAGCGAUCUGCGGGAGACAUGUACAGGUCCGAUUCAAUCAGUCCCACAUUUGAUCUGGACUACGACUUCCAGAGAGAUUACUAUGACCGAGUGUACUCGUACCCGUCCCGCGUGCCCCCUCCACCUCCACCCCUGUCCCGAGCAGUGAUCCCAUCCAAGCGCCCGCGGGUCAGCAUGACUGGAGGGGGUAGCCGCCGCACCAAGGCCAGUUUCUCCUCCAAGAGCAGCCAGAGGGCAUCAAGAACAAUGAAAACAGAUGACCUGCAGACCAUCAAGAAGGAGCUGAUGCUGAUUAAACACAAAGUAGACUACCUGCUGGAGAGCCUAGGCCGCAUGGAGAAGGACCACGGCAAGAAGUCAGAAGGGAAAGGUGCCAAGCCUGAACCUGGAGCGGUGUCCUCACUGCAGCACUCCAGCAACAAGAAGGAGGAGAGCAUCAAGAGAGAGAGGGAGAACCAGGAGCUCAAUGACUCUGAGGGGGACCUGCUAGAGGAGGUAAAGAGUCAAGACAGGGAUGAUGAUGAUGAAGAGGAGGAAGGAGAACAUGUGGAUGGAGACGAUGGUGACAGUGUCAACGGAGAUGAGGAUUCAUAGACAGACGGAUGCACACUUGUACAGACAAACACAUCCACAACUUCCAGUGGGACCUCCGACUCCUAUUUUAAUUCCCACACUAUGAAAUGUCACUCACCUGCCCCCACUACCACCCUUCCAUUGUCCCACAGGUAUAUUUUUUUCUUGACGCAAUUUAGUUUGUCCCCAUUUCAGCCCCCUCCUAUCAUUGUUAUACAUCUAGCAUUGUCCUGCAGCCAAUUACAUUGGAACUAGCUGUAGGUAGCAAGCAGUAAUGCGUGAUUUGCUGUGCUGCUGUUCCUUUUGACCAGCAGAGAGCAGAAAUGGCUGUUUAUUCUGACCUGAGCCACAAGUCAAAUCACCACAUUGGCAUUACUAAUCAAGAGAUGACAACUUUAAAGAUUGGGUUAAGGUUUGAAGAAACGGGCCCACCUGAGUAUGUAUGUUCCUUAUAUUCAUGUUAUUAUUUUUAUACUAAGUUGUACUGUAAUAAAUUGCAAUUAAAUACUCUGAUUAAUGCUUUUUA